Molecule: messenger RNA, 570 nt
Organism: Prunus armeniaca (apricot)
Lineage: Eukaryota; Viridiplantae; Streptophyta; Magnoliopsida; Rosales; Rosaceae
Source: the annotation of a GenBank genome assembly
AUGGGCAGGAUAUUUUCUGAAAAAUCUGAUGUCUAUAGCUUCGGGGUCUUGAUAUUGGAGAUUAUUAGCAGCAGGAAGAAUACCAGCUUCUAUUACUAUGAACAACUUCUAGGUUUCCUACCUUAUGCAUGGCACUCAUGGAAUGAAGGCAGGGGAUUGGAGUUGGUUGAUGAAAUAUUGGCAGAUUCAUAUUCCUCAUCAGAAGUGAUGAGAUGUUACGCAUUGGCUUCUUUGUGUACAAGACAAUAUUGCAGAGAGGCAAACCAUGCUAGUAGAUCGAGUGGCUACAUGUCUCUGGAGUAUGCCAUGGGCGGGAUGUUUUUUGAAAAAUCUAAUGGCUACAGCUUCGGGUUCUUAGAAUUGGAGAUUAUUAGUGGCAAAGAGAAUACCAUCUUCUAUUGCAGUGACCAACAUAUAGGCUUCCUAGCUUAUGCAUGGCACUCAUGGAAUGAAGGCAGGGGUUUGGAGUUGGUUGAUGAAGUAUUGGCAGAUUCAUAUUCACCUUCAGAAUCUCAUGGAUUUCUGUUUUUGAAACCCAAAGGCAUUGCAUAUGCAUGGGUCAAGUUUUAG